Molecule: messenger RNA, 2895 nt
Organism: Kogia breviceps (pygmy sperm whale)
Lineage: Eukaryota; Metazoa; Chordata; Mammalia; Artiodactyla; Physeteridae
Gene: RMND5A
Product: required for meiotic nuclear division 5 homolog A
Biological process (GO): proteasome-mediated ubiquitin-dependent protein catabolic process
Cellular component (GO): cytoplasm; GID complex; nucleus
Molecular function (GO): protein binding; ubiquitin protein ligase activity
Source: RefSeq, a predicted model, not a curated record
GGCGGCGCCUGGCCUGGCAGCCGAACGCGGGUAGCGGGUAGCGGGGCCGGGUGGGACCAGCGAGCGGGAGCAGCGGCGACGCGCCGGGGUCGGGGCGCCAUGGGGCAGGCGGGCGCGGGCUUCGCCGGGGUCCCCCGGCGCCGGGGCUAGCGCGUCCGCCGCCUCGGCCGCCCGCGCCGCCCGCCUGGGGGACGAGGAGCAGGACGCGGCCUCGGCCGGGCCCGGGCCGAACGGCUGCGGACACCCGGGCGCCGGGGAGCCGAACGCCGCCGCCGCCGCCUCCGGGAUGGAUCAGUGCGUGACGGUGGAGCGCGAGCUGGAGAAGGUGCUGCACAAGUUCUCAGGCUACGGGCAGCUGUGCGAGCGCGGCCUGGAGGAGCUCAUCGACUACACGGGCGGCCUCAAGCACGAGAUCCUGCAGAGCCACGGUCAAGAUGCUGAAUUAUCAGGGACUCUUUCGCUUGUUUUGACACAGUGCUGUAAGAGAAUAAAGGAUACUGUUCAAAAAUUGGCCUCAGACCACAAAGACAUCCACAGCAGUGUUUCUCGGGUUGGAAAAGCCAUUGAUAAGAAUUUUGAUUCUGACAUUAGCAGUGUGGGAAUAGAUGGCUGCUGGCAGGCAGACAGCCAAAGGCUUCUCAAUGAGGUCAUGGUGGAGCACUUCUUUCGACAAGGAAUGCUGGAUGUAGCUGAGGAGCUCUGCCAGGAAUCUGGUCUUUCUGUAGACCCAAGCCAGAAAGAACCAUUUGUGGAGUUAAACCGAAUAUUAGAAGCAUUAAAAGUCCGAGUUCUGAGACCUGCUCUGGAAUGGGCGGUAUCAAACCGAGAAAUGCUCAUAGCCCAGAACAGCUCCUUGGAAUUUAAGCUACACAGACUCUAUUUUAUUAGCUUGUUAAUGGGUGGAACUACAAACCAACGAGAGGCAUUACAAUAUGCGAAAAAUUUUCAGCCAUUUGCCCUGAAUCAUCAAAAAGACAUUCAGGUUUUGAUGGGAAGCCUCGUGUACCUGAGACAAGGGAUUGAGAACUCACCAUAUGUUCACCUGCUCGACGCGAACCAGUGGGCUGACAUCUGUGACAUCUUCACACGGGAUGCCUGUGCCCUCCUGGGGCUCUCCGUGGAGUCCCCGCUCAGCGUCAGUUUCUCAGCAGGUUGUGUGGCGCUGCCAGCUUUAAUUAAUAUCAAAGCUGUGAUCGAACAGAGGCAGUGCACUGGAGUUUGGAACCAGAAAGAUGAAUUACCUAUUGAAGUGGACCUUGGUAAAAAGUGCUGGUAUCACUCAAUAUUUGCCUGUCCUAUUCUUCGUCAGCAAACAACAGAUAACAAUCCACCCAUGAAAUUGGUCUGUGGUCAUAUUAUAUCAAGAGAUGCCCUGAAUAAAAUGUUUAAUGGUAGCAAAUUAAAAUGUCCAUAUUGUCCAAUGGAACAAAGUCCAGGGGAUGCCAAACAGAUAUUUUUCUGAAGAAAUAACUUUAGUUUGCAAUUUGUAAGUGAAACUGAAUCGAGAGAACGUUCCAUUUAAUGCAGCUAACCAAGGACUCCCAUGUUUAUAUAAGCUAAUGCUCCGGAAACUUUGCCAACAUUUUAGUGUAUACACACUGAGGGGAGUGUGCUCCAGAUGAAUAUUAUCAUAGGGCUUUAUUAUAUUCUUGGUCUUCAUUUCUGAUCAAGUAAAUACACCAGCAGUUGUCAUUCAAUGCAGGUUUUUGUACUUAAUUAUAUGGUGAUUUUUUUACUUUUUAAGAGCAGAAACAGAAAUUUACCUUCCUGCCAUGUGUUUAAUAUUUCUCCUGCUUUUACUUUUGUCAUUCUCCUGAUAACUGUAAGCCUUGAGAAUGUUUGUGCAAAAGCUUUAUUUCCUGUUAUGUAUACAUAAUUAAAUGCAAAUUCUUCAGAAAAAGUUUGAAAAACUGAAUUGUGGUUAUGAAACUAAUUUGCAGGGGUGUUUUUGCUUAAGGAAGAGAGCUGUGAUAGAUUCCAAAUUUGCUUUCUGAUGUUUUCCUCUGUUCCAGCUCUCACCAAGAAGUCAGCAGACCUGCAUCUGAGGUCUGCUUUUGUAGCCCCAGCUGGCUGCCUGUUGUAAAAUUCCAUCACCAAUUUAUUAGCAGGUUGGUGUGAGCAGUCUUCCACUAGAACAGAGUGGAAGCAGUACUAUUGUUUCUUUGCUUUUAUUGCCAAGAGGUGCUUGUUUUAAAAGAGUGUUCAAUAAAACAAAAUUGUGAAGUUAGAAGUGUUCUUAAGUUGAUAUUUGCUCUCUUGGUCUUAGUAGCCCUAUUCUCUAAAAUCUGCUUUCAGGACUUGGCUGUUUAUAUUGCAUUUGUAUAUCAUUGCAGGCACAGUGUUGCGUGUAUGUAUAUAUAUAUAUAUAUAUAUAUAUAUGUGUGUGUGUAUAUAUAUAUGUGCACCAGCAUCAAACAUUGUGUGUCUGGAGGGGAAGAAGCAUGUUCCAGUCCUAAAAUGCAGUUACCAGACUCAUCACUUUCAACCCUUAAACUUAGAAGCUAACGCAUUUUCUGUAGUGCAGAAUAUGUUUAUUGCUGUUUUUGUAUUUGAAUAGUAUACUGUUCAAUGCCUCUCUUCUGCAAAGCAUAUCAUCUCAUUGACUGUGAAUCUGUAUAUUAUUCUAACGGAUACAGAUUAUGAUCUUUUCUCUUGUGAGGUAUCUUCAUUUAAUGCACUGUCCAGAAAUAGCCAUGUGUAAGAGUCUUUCUCUGUAUGCUGAACUACAUGGAAAAGACUUCUGUGGACAUAAUUCUGACCUAAACACAUGAAGUUACUUCAUCUUGAGAAGAAUGUCAUAUGGAAAUCACCAAAUACUUUGCAACUCUGUGUCGUCUGACACGGAACUGAAUAUCAAUAGAGGAAAACUUUCAUAAGAAAAUGAAGAAAGAAGAA